Messenger RNA from Dermacentor silvarum, 1949 nucleotides. Its product is annotated as phospholipid scramblase 1-like. The record is from RefSeq and is a predicted model, not a curated record. Gene Ontology annotation, biological process: plasma membrane phospholipid scrambling. NCBI's taxonomy places the organism in Eukaryota, Metazoa, Arthropoda, Arachnida, Ixodida, Ixodidae. The transcript has 8 exons. Gene Ontology annotation, molecular function: phospholipid scramblase activity. Gene Ontology annotation, cellular component: plasma membrane. Bases 179 to 1105 code for a protein of 308 amino acids.
CGCCUUCGUACGUUCUCCUACCCGUGGGGCCCGUCGCGCGGCAUACGUGUUGUCUGAAGGUUUGUUUACAACGCGGGGCCGGUCGCUAGUGGGCGUCCCACGAGCCGUCGAUUGCCAGGAACGCGAAUCACUUCGCUUCUGUUAUAACAGCUGAUCGCAUCAAGUUCCUGAUUGCACCAUGAGUUAUCCUCCCUACGGUCCUGCUGAGGGUGGCUACCCCCCAGCUUUCCCACCCGCCCAAGGCUACCCGCCUCCGAUGCAGGGUGGUUAUCCACCAGCAAUGGGCUACCCACCACCGCAGGGAGAUGUGCAGUUCAUGCCAAUGGCUCCAGGAACACCUGUCACACAGCCACCGCCAAUGGGAGCUGGUGGUUACCCCCCUCCUGGUGUGCAGGCGUCAAUGGGAAUCCCGCCAGGUAUUCCAAGCUGCCCGCCCGGUUUAGAAUACCUCACGUCGGUAGAUCAACUGUUGAUGCAUCAGAAAGUGGAAGUGCUGGAAGCAUUUCUUGGAUUUGAAACUCAGAACAAGUACACCAUUAAAAACAGCAUGGGCCAGAAGGUCUACAAAGCCGUGGAAGACACUGAUUGUUGCUCCCGAAACUGCUGCGGUCCUAACCGCCCCUUUGAUAUCAAGCUGACUGACAAUGCUGGCAAUGAAGUGAUCCAUAUGCAGAGAAAUCUGCGCUGUAGUUCCUGCUGCUUUCCGUGCUGCCUGCAGAAGCUUGAAGUGUCAUCACCUCCAUACACCCCCAUCGGAUAUGUGAUCCAAGAGUGGAGCAUCCUCACACCCAAGUUUCGAGUGGAAAAUGCAGAGAGGGAGUGUGUGCUGAGGAUUGAGGGCCCCAUUUGCACCUGGAGUAUCUGCGGAGAUGUCGAGUUCAAGGUGCUGUCAAAGGAUGGUGCCGUAGAAGUCGGCCGCAUUAGCAAGCAGUGGUCUGGGCUGCUGAAAGAGUCUUUCACCGACGCGGACAAUUUUGGCAUCAGUUUCCCCAUGGACUUGGAUGUUAAAAUGAAGGCUGUGCUGCUCGGAGCACUCUUUCUGAUCGAUUACAUGUUCUUUGAAAAGUCUGGGAACAAGGAGAAUGACGGACCCGGCAUGCUGUAGUACAUCACAGGGAAGCAGCUGACUAUGGAUUUGCGAGUCCUUGCUUUUGCUGUAUGCCAUGUGUGGAGCAUGUCCUCGUGCCACCAUUUUGACCAUGUACUGUUGUCGUUCCUGUUUUUCGAAUAUUCUUUUUUACCCAUUUCCAAAACUACGCGCUUAGAAACUUUCCUGUUGUCCACGUACAGUUGUCUAGUCUAAACACAAGUUGACUUUGCAUUUUUAUGCAUUCUUUUUGGGGAGGUUCCAGGCUAUCAAUUGCAGGGUGUUCAGCGCAGAAUUACGUGUAGCACUGUGCUUCUGUUUACAAUUAUGUUACUUGCAGUUGUUGCAUUUUGAUCGAGUAACGUUUUCCCUCUCUUCCUAGGUUCAGUUACUCUUCAUCUAUACCACACACCUUUGUACCUUUAUAUACAUAUAUGAUGCGGUAAAGGAGUAUGUUCAGACGCACAAACUAGUCCAAUUGCUGUGGUUUUGUGUGCUGGAUGACAGUUCUGUGCAUGUCAAGCCAACAUGAAAGAUUAAUAGUCUUCUGGCUUGUUAGUUUUUAUCUAUUUUGAUGUUGAGCUCAUAUGGUUUGCCUUAUCAUAGCUCUUCGAGUAGCACAGACGUGCUUCUGUUGCAGUGAUUUGUGGGGUUGUGAAGUUGACUUACUAAAAGAUGAGUUGGAAUGAUUUCUUGGUUGUUGCAUCUUCUGCAACACCGAGCAUGAAUUUGGAAUCUCACAUUGCUUAUUACAAGAAGAACGAAGUGAUAAAGAAAUUACUUUAGUCUAUGUUGGAAUUGUAGUAGAGCUACAAAAUUUAGCCUAGAUAUGCUUGGGCAUAAUAAUGUGCUGCAAGUACAA